UGAUCCUUCAAUGAUUUCUUUUUAUUACCGAAGCAUGUGGAUUUGUUUUGAAACGUUGUAAUCUGACUUUAGACACAUUAAAUGACAAUCAGAUAUGGACAGAAUUGAAGAAAUACGCUCAAGAGUUGCAUUGCAUGAAUAUGGAAUCGACAACGUCCACACUACAGAUUUUCCAGGAAAUUAUGCCGGCUAUGAUGAUUCAUGGAGUCAAGAAAAGUUUGAAAAGAAUUUCCGUAUUGAUGUAAAGAAGUUAGAUGGAGAUGAAUUAGAGUUUGAUAUGAUUGGAAUUGAUGCUGCCAUAGCCAAUGCCUUUAGAAGAAUAUUACUAGUUGAGGUACCGACAAUGGCUAUAGAGAAAGUAUUUAUGUAUAAUAAUACUUCUAUAAUACAAGAUGAAGUAUUAGCACAUAGAUUAGGUCUAAUACCCAUCAGAGCUGAUCCUAGAUUAUUUGAAUAUAGGGCUGAAGGUGAUAUGGAAGGUACAGCAGAAGAUACAAUAGAAUUUCAGUUGAAAGUUAAAUGUUCUAGAAAUAAAGAAGCUAAAGAGGCAACUGCUCCUGAUGAAAUGUAUAAAGAUCAUAAAGUAACAACAAAAUAUUUAAAAUGGGUACCUGUAGGAAAUCAGUCAGAAAUAUUUAAAGAAGGUGAUAUAAAACCUGUACAUGAUGAUAUACUUAUAGCUAAAUUACGACCAGGACAGGAAAUGGACAUUACAAUGCAUUGUGUAAAAGGUAUUGGUAAAGAUCAUGCAAAAUUUUCACCUGUCGCUACAGCAUCCUAUCGUUUAUUACCAGAAAUAAUAUUAACUGAACCUAUAGAAGGUGAACGAGCUGAAAGAUUACAAACAUUAUUUUCACCUGGUGUUAUACAAGUAGAAAAUCGGAAAGGUAAAAAGCGAGCAAAAGUUGUUCAUCCUAGAAGAGAUAUGUGUAGCAGAGAAGUGUUUCGACAUGACGAUUUAAAGGAGUGUGUUAAAUUAAAUCGUGUCCGAGAUCAUUUUAUAUUUUCUGUAGAAUCAACAGGAAUUCUCCCACCAGAUGUUCUGGUCUGUGAAGCAGCCAAAGUUUUGAUGGCGAAAACAAAAGCUUUUUUAAUAGAAUUACAAGAUGUGGAAAUUGGUGGUAGAAAAGACACUUGAUAAUAAAAUAUUUGUACAUUA
Molecule: messenger RNA, 1159 nt
Organism: Patella vulgata (common limpet)
Lineage: Eukaryota; Metazoa; Mollusca; Gastropoda; Patellidae
Product: DNA-directed RNA polymerases I and III subunit RPAC1
Exons: 11
Coding region: 95-1138 (347 amino acids)
Biological process (GO): DNA-templated transcription
Cellular component (GO): RNA polymerase I complex; RNA polymerase III complex
Molecular function (GO): DNA binding; protein dimerization activity
Source: RefSeq, a predicted model, not a curated record